This is a messenger RNA of Ctenopharyngodon idella (grass carp), 8902 nucleotides long. It is a transcript of the gene btbd7, whose product is annotated as BTB (POZ) domain containing 7. Lineage: Eukaryota; Metazoa; Chordata; Actinopteri; Cypriniformes; Xenocyprididae. Bases 560 to 3793 code for a protein of 1077 amino acids. Gene Ontology annotation, molecular function: protein binding. The transcript has 11 exons. Gene Ontology annotation, biological process: morphogenesis of a branching epithelium. The record is from RefSeq and is a predicted model, not a curated record.
AGCUCGAGCAGAUAGAUGGCGUAGCGACAUUGCUAACAGAAUCCUGACGCUUAGCCCUCCCCUCAUUGUUUUACUGAAUAAGAGGAGGAUACAACACUACAUGUAAUAUUUGCUCACGAGAAACUGAAAGCGAAGAGCACAGACUCUAAUUGAGCUGUUUUGUUGUUGAACGAGGCAUUAAAAGCGAGUAAUGUAGGACGGAUGGUGUAACGUAAAAGUACUAGCAGCCUGCUAGCGCUUCAUAUAUGUGUUUGUAUGUGUGUGUGUAUGUGUGUGUGAACCCGGGACGCGCAGAGGCUUUUUUUUUUUACUCAAUAACACUCUACGAAAGAAAAGUGCGAGCAAAUUUGCUCGGCUAAGCAAAUAUCAAAAGUCGCUGGCUUGGAUUUUGGCUCGUUUUAUGAGCAAGAAGAGAAGAGAGGAGCAGUAAACUUGACUCAGGAAUGACGGACAUUGCUGCAGUGUCUCCACAUUCAUAUAGGUCUGAUUGAGCGGAGCGGUGAGCUACGAACAGAAUGAUCCAGCAGGGUGACUAAGAGGAGGAAGAAGGGGAGAGAGGAUGGGUGUGAAUGCCUCCAGCUACCCUCACUCGUGCUCCCCUCGAUUCGGGGGUAACCCACAGACCCAGCAGACCUUCAUAGGCGCCUCCUAUGCACCACAGGGUUAUGGCGGCGAGUCCAAGCUCUACAGCCUAGAACAUGGCCCUGAAAAACCUCAGGACAAGAAGAAAAAGAGCUCUGGUUUGGCCACCCUCAAGAGGAGGUUCAUUAAGCGACGCAAGUCCAGUCGGUCGGCCGAUCAUGCACGGCAGAUGCGCGAGCUCCUCUCAGGGUGGGAUGUGCGUGACGUCAAUGCCCUGGUGGAGGAGUAUGAGGGCACGGCAGCGCUCAAAGAGCUCAGUCUGCAGGCGGGCCUGGCCCGGCCCGAGGCGCGCACCCUGCAACGUGAUUUAGCCACCCUUUAUCAGCACAAGUACUGCACCGACGUGGACCUGAUCUUCCAGGAUUCCUGCUUCCCAGCACACCGUGCCGUUCUGGCUGCCCGCUGCCCGUUCUUCAAAACCCUGCUUUCGUCGUCACCGGGUUAUGGGGCUGAGGUGUUGUUGGACGUUGGGACAGCAGGCAUGGAUGCGCCUAUGUUCUCCUCAUUGCUGCAUUACCUCUACACGGGUGAGCUGGGCUCGGAGGACGCAAGGUUGCAGAAUGUGGAUGUGCUGGUGAGACUGAGCGAAGAGUUCGGUACGCCCAACUCCUUAGAAGCCGACAUGCGAAACCUCUGUGAGCACAUGCCAUAUUUUGACUCGCUGCUGAGCUUCUCCUCGGACUCUGAGCUGGUGGAGGCCUUCGGAGCAGGUGGACCUGCUCCUAGCGGCAUGGGAAGUGGAAACGCAGGGGUGAGCCACAGCUUGCCUGAAGAGGAGCUAAGGGCCCACAAGUCAGUGCUCUCGGCACGCUCACCUUUCUUCCGCAACCUUCUGCAACGACGCAUCCGCUCGGGUGAGGAGAUCACUGAGCGCACUCUGCAAACCCCCACCCGUAUUAUCCUCGAUGAAUCCAUCAUUCCCAAGAAGUACGCCCGAGUGGUCUUGCACUGCAUGUACACAGAUGCGGUUGACCUUUCGCUGGUGCUCCGCGGGAGCCCUUCUGAAGGCAGUCUUGGUGAAGUUCAGGCGCUGGUGGCUGGGAGAGGAUGCAUGAGCCGGGCCGAAGAAGCCAUGGAGCUCUACCACAUUGCCCUCUUCUUGGAGUUCAGCAUGCUUGCUCAGGGCUGUGAAGACAUUGUGGCAGACAGCAUCUCGCUGGACACUGUGGUGGCCAUCCUGAAGUGGAGCUCACAGCCCUAUGGCUCCAAAUGGGUUCAUCGGCAGGCCAUGCACUUCCUGUGCGAGGAGUUCAGCCAGAUCAUGACCUCCGACGUCCUCUAUGAGCUAAGCAAGGAGCACCUGCUGGUGGCCAUUCAGUCUGAUUAUCUGCAGGCCAGUGAACAGGACAUCCUCAAGUAUGUUGUGAAGUGGGGCGAACACCAGCUCAUCAAGAGGAUGGCCGAUAGAGAGCCGAACCUGUUAAGUGGUACUGCACAUAGUGUGAAUAAACGUGGUGUGAAAAGAAGGGAUCUGGACCUGGAAGAGCUUAAAGAGAUUCUCUCUCCGCUGCUGCCUUUCGUCCGAACUGAGCACAUAUUACCCACCAACAGUGAGGUCCUCUCUGACACUAUGAAGAGGGGUCUGAUCAGCACCCCUCCUUCUGACAUGCUGCCCACAGCAGAGGGAGGCAAAGCCAACGCCUGGCUCCGGCAGAAGAGUGCUGGCAUUUAUGUCCGCCCACGGCUCUUCUCUCCUUAUGUGGAGGAGGCCAAGGCGGUUCUGGAGGAGAUGAUGGUUGAGCAGACCGAUCUGGUUAGGCUGCGCAUGGUUCGUAUGUCCAAUGUACCCGACACACUCUACAUGGUGAACAAUGCCGUCCCUCAGUGCUGUCACAUGAUCAACCACCAGCAAAUGGCUGGCAGCCAGACAGCUCCGCCGUCUGUGGUUGCUAAUGAGAUACCAGUGCCCAGGUUGGCAGUAGUGAAGGAAAUGAUCCGUAGGCUGCAGGAGCUGCGUCACACAGACCAGGUGCAGCGAGCAUAUGCUCUGAACUGUGGUGAGGGCGCCACAGUCAGCUACGAGCUGCAGAUCCGUGUGCUCCGAGAGUUUGGCCUACCUGACGGGGCUGCAGAACUCCUACAGAAUCCGCACAAAUUCUUUCCUGAGGAGCGUUUCGGAGAUGAGAGUCCCGUCCUGGCCUUGCGCCAGUCAGGUCGCUGCCGGGUCAACAGUACACCAGCUGUGGAGAGUAUGUUCACUGACCUGGAGGCUCUGGUGGGCUUCCACCCUCCUCUGCCCCCACCUCCUCCGCCAUACCAUCCCCCGACCACCCCGGGCCAUAGCCAGCAGCAGUUUAAAGCAGGCUGGAGACCACGGGUCCCCAGCCAACCUCCCUCCAGAUCUUUCUCCUACCCCUGCAAUCAUGCACUCCUUCAUAGGCAGCCCUCUUCUAAAAUGGGCAGCCCAGUCUACCCACCAGGAGCCAAACCCCUGCCCCCAGACUGCACUAAUGCACAGGGGGGAAGGAAUCUUCAUCCUGACAAGCAAAUGCAGAACAUGGAGCCUGUCAUCAACGAGUUCAUGCCAGACAUCGCCAUGGGUGUUUCGGCAAUGAGCCUGAAGGAACGGCGACUUCCGGAGGUCUCUAUGGAGGUGGAGAGUCACGAAGCACACCCUCACCUUUCUACAGCUCCUACCAUGUCCCACAGCUACUCCAGCCGUCACCCGCACUCCUCCCGCAAGCGGCAUGCAGCCGAAUCCAAGCCCGAGGGCCCGCAGCCUGACUUCCCAGAUCUCUACGAGUUCCCGGGCCGCCACGCACCUCCCUACUGUGGACCAGACCUCUACAUCCACGGGCGUCAGGCGGGCGGAGGGGCGCCACCUCCGUCCUACUCAGAGGCUUCAGAAUCACUCCGCCUGGAUGUGCUGGAACAGCCUCCACAGAGACUAGACUUGGCGAUCGUCUCGCAAGGGGGCAUUGCGCAAGCCGUGCAGAGGUCACGGCCCAUAAAUGAGACGGACCUCACCUGUGGGCUCGGCCCCUCCACAGAACAGUAUGAGGAAUGGCCCACAGGCCGCCGGCCUGCUCCAGAGGGAAUUGGGCUGGGCUUAGGGGCGAACGUAGGGACUGGGGAUGAGGGAGGGUUGGGUGCCCGAGACCGAAGGUCACCCAACAAACCUGACUACCCCUACAGGAAGUCUGCUCUCUGACCCCUGAUUAAAAAGAGACUAAGGACUGAUUUAAAUGCUAAGUGUAAGCAAACAGGUGAGGCACCAGCAGUCCUGCACUUUGUAUUCUUUCGAGGGCCGACAGUAUCUUGAAGUGAUGAACGCCCAUAAGCUAUGUGAGUGGCUGCUUUUCUGAUGGGAGAUGCUAAAGGGAGAUGUCACUUAAACUGCUCCAGAUAAGUGUGAAACCUAGUAUAGACUGAGGAGAGCUUGGUUUGGUUGUGUGCACCCUGAAAAGAGGUCAAAAUUUCAAAAUUUUAGUCUGAUUCUUUUAAACAGCCAUGAAAGUCCUUUUGGCACCCUGGACAUCCUGGUUCUCACAUGUACAGAUCUACAGAUAUCAUAGUAUAUUUCUUUUACUUUCAUUUCCCUGAACAUACUAGUAUGACUGGAUAAAAUAUAUAUUUAUUUAGAUGCACACAUUUUGUUCCUUAGGAGUAAAUUGAAAAAAUAUGAAGGCAAUAAGUUGCAAACUCAUUACUUUGUCUAGUCCUUGAAAAACGGCUCCUUCUUCUUUUGAGGGCAGAGUGGCAGUAAUAGCUCGUGUAAUCCGCUGCAUUUGCCGGCUUUUACAUUAGCCUGUGCAAUUUAAGAGCCGAGAUGGAACAUAAAAGGGAAAACAAAUGAAAUCCCCUGUCUCCUAUGAGGCAACUUAUCAGGCAUAACAAUGGCACAGAUGCACCAUUAAAUGUGAAUGGGGCUUUGUUUUACCGUGUUUCACAACCCAGAUCUGCAGAUUCAUUCCAGUGUAUUUAACUUUAAAAACGAUCUGUCCUCUCAAACAAAAAUUUGGCACCCUCUUUUGCAUUCAGAUUCUCUUUCCAAGGCUGCAGUUGCUGGCAUUCCUGAGAGAUGGCAAAUGUGGGUUGAUCAUUAUCAGCCUUGUCCUCCAGAAAUGUACAGGAAACUCAAUCAAACCAAUCUCAUUCCGCGUCUUCACUCCUCUGGUUUGGUGGGACAGCAGAAGUCCAUGGGCGGAAGUUCAUUAGCUUUUCUAUGCUAGUUCUGUCAGCAGAUGACCAACAAUUAUGAUGUCAUGAACAGGCUUUGCAAAAAAAGAGAAAUCUUGGAAAGUGUCAUGGACACAAAGAUUUAGAGGAUUUACUUUUGAUUUGUUACACAACACUUUAAGAAACAAGAUCUCACACACUGCUGCACACCCUAUCUAUAAAAGUGACUUAUUUUAAGCUUUUUUUUAACAUCUGAAAUACCUGUAUUCUAUAAGAACUGUGCAAUAGGCAGCCUUUCCAUUUUAAAUACUCAUUUUGCUCUCUUUUCCUUACAGUAAGAAUUUUUCUCAGAUUAUCAUACUGACACACAAAUAUGCAGGCUAGUUCACCCAAAAAUGUAAAUUGUCACUAUUUACUCAUCAUCAUGUCAUUCCAAACCUGUGUGACUUUCUUUCUUUUUGUAGAACACAAAAGAAGACUUUUUCUCCAUACAAUAAAAGUCAGUGGGAUCCAAAAACAACAACAUUGGACCCUGUUGACUUCAAAAUGUCUUUUGUGUUCUGCAGAAAGCAAGAAAGUUAUACAGGUUUGAAACAACAUGAGGGUAAGUAAAUGAUGGCAGAAUUUGCAUUUUUGGGUGAACUAUCCCUUUAAGAUAAUCAACAAUAGCCUUUCCCCACAAGUAAUGGUACUGUAUUUUCACAUACUCUCAUAUAUUAUUAUAUAAGCAUCUCUGGUUGUAUUAGACCAGGUGGGACCUCUGUUGAAUAUCCAAACGAUCCUCAGUCGUAUCCAUCCCACGUUCUUCACUUUGAGUGCUUUCAUUGGAGCACAUGAACUGUUUUGUUGGUUGAAAGCACAAAUGUACUGAGAAAUACUGAGAAUGUCAUUCAUUUCUUGUCAGAUAAAAGUGCUCAGACAUUUUUGGUUAGAUGGUCAAUCAGAUUUUUUGUUUUCUGUUAAGAACCCACAGUUAGACCAAAGAUGGGUUGGGGAGGAUGUUUGUGUUGCUUGUUGAAUCUCUAAAGCAUUUUAUUACCAGGUUUCUUCGUCUCUGUGUAAGUUGAAUUGAAACCGUUGGCUUGAGAUUCAUGUUAGUUACUCAGACUAGACUCUUUGAUGACGCUGACCAUAGAAGGAACAUUUAUCAUCAAUUGAUUUUACUGAUCCCUCCCCAGGUAUUUUGACCUAUAAAGAUAGCCUUAAGAGUUGAUGUAGGGUUAGUACUGCUGUCUGCAGUUAUGGCCUUAUGACCUCACCUUGGGUAACGCAGUUCUCCAUCUUAAAUCACAUAAGGUCUUCUGUGCCAGAGAGACUUUCUACCUCUGACCAGCUUCUCUCAGCAUGUACUUCAGUCAAUUCGAUUGUCCUUCUUUAUAUUCUUUUCAACUUACUCAGACCUCUUGAGCCUCACCUUGAACAUUUAUCACUGAGGGACCAGAACCAACAGCCGGAAGUCAAAUUUUAUCCACUUUCUCGCAUAUUUCUGUGAGGUUCCUCUCCUCCUUUUCUUUACAUUUGAUGUUUUAUUAGAUUCAACAUAACAGCACAUUUUUUACUUUUGUUCAGAAAGUGAGGACUGUGCCAUUAUACAUAAUAAUGAACUCAAUCUACAGUUAUCACAGGUGUUACAGCAGUAAGCUUGUGUAAUUCUUCAUCUUCUCUUAGUUGUUCAGAAAUGUUAGCCGGCUGAUGCAGUUGCAGUGCAACAAAUGGGUCCUUCUGGACUCCUACUGCAGCCCACUUCUGAGUCAAGCCUGAAAGAGUCAUGAACCCUGAGUGGGAGCGCUCCAGUUUGCCAUCCCGCAAAGCUUCAGGGGGUCAGAUCCAAAAAUAGAUCCAGCAUACACCCUGGCUGGGGUACAAGUGAUCUCCUCAGAGAGUUGAAAUGGACUGAGAUUGGUAGGAGGCUGCUUGUCUCCUCUUAAUGUCAAGGACGUAGUUCUGCAGUUUUCUUUACACCAGGCUUAUUGGAUACGUGAAUAUCUUCAGUCCCUGAUGCACAUGGUUAAACCUUUCCUUUGGCAUAUGAGCAAACUUGAUAAUGCAUUAGUUUCAGCUUUCAGUAAGCUAUUGAUGGUCCUCUCAAAAUGCAAUGCAUCGCAGCCUACUUAAGCCUACCUUCCCUGACCUGAUUCUGCAGCAAAAAGAGGCAGAGUGAACCAAUUUAUUAACCACUUUUACUCAGAAUAAAUAAAUGUUUUACCCUAGAUUUGUUUUACAGAGCAGGUGUCUCACUCGAACUUCAUUUUACCUUGCAGAUCCUCCAGGCUUCAUGUCAUGACAAUACGACUCAAUCUACCUGUCACGCGAAUUGUUUAACCAGCAGCUUGCAUGUUCUCCUUUUGAUGUGCCGUAAGCUCUUGUCAAAGGGCUGUCAUUUAAAUUCUCAGUGUUUCUGGUUUGUAACUCAGUAUUUUUUUUUUUUAGCUGUGGGUCCACCCCUCUGUAUCGAUGCCAUUUUGAAUUGGGUCAUCUGUGGUCUGAUGAGAAAAGGCCUCUCGGUAUGACAUUUCUCAUGUUUUUUUAUUUCCUGUUUUUAUGUAACAGUUGCAUUUUUAGUUUGCUAUUUUUCAGGUGACUGUUACCUGUAAGUCUAAGCAUUGAGUAAUUGGCAUCAGCACUUCCCUUCGAGGCAGCCGAGGGGAGAUCUGAGGUCUGUCAUGUCAUUCUAGUGAAUCGCUGCGUAACCAUGACCCAAAAUCGCCAGAUGGAUAUUUAGGCCUACUGCUGCUACUCAGAGGUUUUCCUGCCAGCGGAGAACAUUAUUUCUUGACGUCAAUGCCGUUCCCAGCGAUCUAGUCCCAUAUAGACCCAGCCAUGCCUUAAUAUUAAGGGGGAGGUUAGGAAAACUCCUUAGAUCACCUUCGCCUCUGCUAUACUCAGGCCAUUUUGAACUGCUAAGAAGUCAUUUAUUUCAUGUUAUAAAACACCAAUCAGAUCAUUUUGAGGGUGGGUUCUGAUUGCUGCAAAAGUCAAUGCACACAGUUGAAGGUAUUAUUUCGUGUUUGAGAUGCACACUGACCUCAUAAUUAAUACAUUUCUAUCACAAAUGCUAUUUAUUGUCGUUUGGGUUUAGUCUGGUUUGUGGGUUGCUUGCCUGAGAGACUGUUAGAGAAUGAAUUGGAAAUGCAUUUGAGCUCCCAGAUGAGAAGCUUGAAUCCUUGUUUAGUCUGUUUUGUAGAACUCAAACUAGCACGAUGUUUGACGUCAAAUUGUCAGUGUUUAAAAUUUACUGGGUUCGUUUGGGGGUGGGAAUGAAUUUGGCCACCAUACUUGAGAUCAUCUUAAACCAAGGAAUAAAAGCUAGAACAGAUGAAGGUACCCAUUGCACUAAAUUUUUGAUGGUGAUAUGUGUAACGCUUGUUGUGGAAUAGUGCCCUCUGUUGGCUCUAUUGAUUUAUUUUUGACUGAAACGUCUUGUUUAUUCAGUUCUAGAUUCACAGCUGAGUCAUUUUUCUUAAUCAUUCAUUCCUAAUCCUUUUAGUAUAUUUGCAUGGCGUUGCGUUAUUUAUCUCCAAAGUGCCGCAAGGCUGAACUGAACUGAAGGUUUGCGUUUUGGAUGUGUGAGGGGCAAGGGAAGUAGUGUUUGAAGACUUACAAGUCAAGAUCUCCAGGUUCUCUCUUGUGCUAUCUCUCUUACGGAGACGAUUUAGUGCCUUCCCUGCCUGAGGCUGGGCUUCCUCCACACCCCUUUUGUCUUAUGCAAGCCCUUUCUACAAACCUCUGUUUAACCGUCUCUUUGUAAUACUGUAGCCAACGCUUAGUGUGCAUAAUGUUUAUUUUGUCUUUUUUUUUUUUUUUUUUUUUUUUUUUUUUUCUCCUCCAAAAAAUAUUUUUCAAGAUUUUUGGUACCUUUGAUCACAGGCCUCAGAAAUAUGGUGUUUUGUUGUAUGUAAAAUGUAAAGUUUUUUAUAAAUAUAUAUAAAACAUGCGAUAUCUAUUUGAGACUUUGUGUGCGUGUACAUAUAUUUGUGUGUAUAUAUAUAUAUACACACACACACAUACAAAAAAAAGCAUUCUUUUGUGGAGUUGUGGAAAGUGUCUAUUUUUCUAUUCUUUUCUUUGGCCGGUGUAGUUAUGAACUUUACUCUGCAAUUAGGUGACUAAUGUCUUGGAAAUAAAUAGUUUUGAGUUAUAA